UCAUCAUCCACAAUCCAUCCAAAAUACAUACUUGGUAAUAAGUUGUACCAUCGCAAGACACCAAAUAAUGUCUGAAACCCCGCCUGUCCCACUCCCCGAGGGGAAGAGGACCUCCUCUCCACCGCAUAAUGCGCCCACCACAAAGCGUGCGAAGAGAGGGCCACAAGGCGGUGGGAUGGGAGGACAUGUUACCGAAUCUGACCUUGUCAAAAUCGUACACGAAACAGUUCGCAUUCUGUGCGGUAUGCCAGCUCCGAAUUACCAAGGAAACCUCGCUCCCGAUAAGUGGCCGACACCUGAUCCUGUCAACGCGAAAGAUGGGAGGAUGAAGGACGAGCAAGGGAAGGAUGUUUGGAGACCCGAUUGGGGAAAGUUGGGGGCUUUGUCGACAAUGAACUUUGUAGUACAUGCUACUAUUGCAUGCCGGAAUCAUCCAAUGUAUCAUGAGAGCAUUACCGAUUCCAUCUUGACGGACAGAGUAAAAAAGUAUAUCCAGUCAAUCCAUAAAGGAAGAAAAAAGACUCCCAAGAGAAAAGAAGCCAAGAACGAUAGACGCGCUAUAAGGGAAAGACAAAGAAGGCUGCAAGAUUUUAUAGUCAAGAAUUUUGACGAUACACCCCUCGGGCAUUGUCGAGAACGUAGCCUAUUGCGCGAAGCGUUCAAGCCGAAUGGUAUCCUUGCUACAUUACGGAUCGUCCAUCAUUCGCAAGUACUCCAACAUGGGUUGAGGACGGUCAGCCAUUCCAAAGCUAGUGUGCGUGUUAAGAGGAGGGACGUGGUUAACGGAGGGGGCGGUAAUGGUGUGGUUGAUGAGACGGGUAUGAGUGUGCGUGAAGGUGUGGGCGAUGUCGAUGAAGACCAGUAUGAUGGUGAAGACGCCGAGGCUGAAGAUGAAGAGAGUCAAGGCGCCAAUACGCUGGCCAGCGCAAUGGAACAAGCGAUGGGAGAGUGUGGCCAGAUACCACCAUUUGAUGAGUUUCAGAUAUACACUGAUGCAUGGUGGGGUGAGGCUGCUACACCGUUUUAUGUCUCUCUCGACGUAUGGUGGUGGUCUGAACUUAUGCGGUGGGCUGUAUGGACAGCGUACGAAUGUUAUCGCCUCUCCCCCAUCUCAUCCGAACGCCCACCACCUGCCCAUCUCCCUAUCGAGAAAAUCGAUCUUUCCUCUAGCUUUCGUUUCACUAACUCACCGCCCCGCACCCGCUCUGGUCCCGGUUGGCCAUCCAUCUGGGCUUGCCCAGGCAUGAUCGACUACCCCACCGUCCAAAGUAUCAACCCCAACUCCAUCCCUCCUCCCACGUCUCUCCCUCCCAACCCUCUUCCUUCCCCUUCCGACCUCCUCCUCCCUCCACUGAAAGACUUGCUGAGAAAACCACAGCAUAGCAAAUUGUAUACCUCUGUAACGAAACAUUUGGAACAUCCGAGGUUGUUAUCUGAUGAUCAGCUGGCGGAACUUUGGGUGUUGAGGCAGAAUAUGAGGACAAGGAGGGAGUAUGAGUUUGCGUUGGGGAGCUUGACAGGGGAUGGGAAGAGGAGGUCUAUAGUAGGGGAAGGGGGGUUGUUGCGAGGAUUAGGAUUGGGACCAGGAUUAGGAUCGCCGGGAGAUGGAGAGAGAGCAGAGGGGGUAAUUGGUAUCGAAAGCGUUGAGGGGAAUGUAGAUGGAGAGGUUCGAGACGGAGAAGAAGGGAACGCCAUCAACCCCGAGCAUGCACCUCCCCAAUCUCUUUCAAACUCUCUAUUGCCCACAAGGUCGACUCAACCUCGCGACGUACCACUUGCACGUCAAGCUCAGGGCCCUCAGGCAGUUAUACACUCCGUAAACCCUACAACAGCAGAACAGCCUGAACAACCUAAACAGCUAGAGUCAGAACUGGGGCCUGAACCCGAACUUGGGCCGGAGCAAACUCAGCUUAUCGGCUUGGAAGCCCUCGGAGAAGUGGUAGGCAAUGCGAUACACGCGGCGGCGUUGGCAGAGCUGAAAAAAAAAGGAAAUAGUGACGAUGAAGUCGAUGAGGAAAUCGAAAUGCUUGAGGGUUACGAGGAUAUCAGUUUUUAACUAUUUUUAUUUUUUUUGCGUGGACCAUUUUGGCAUAAGAUGAGAUGUGGACAAUUGUUGUAAGAAUUUUUGUAAGUUGUAUGUUACAUCCUAUUUUUAUUUCACAAUGUUAAGCUCUUGCAUGUUG
Molecule: messenger RNA, 2183 nt
Organism: Cryptococcus deneoformans JEC21
Lineage: Eukaryota; Fungi; Basidiomycota; Tremellomycetes; Tremellales; Cryptococcaceae
Product: expressed protein
Exons: 5
Coding region: 68-2056 (662 amino acids)
Source: RefSeq, a predicted model, not a curated record